Durusdinium trenchii is the source of this 1869-nucleotide messenger RNA. The record is from the annotation of a GenBank genome assembly. Lineage: Eukaryota; Dinophyceae; Suessiales; Symbiodiniaceae.
AUGAUAGCUGCCAUGGCCAGGCGUCUUUGCUUCAUUUUGCACGCUUGGUUUGCGGCUUGCGGUCUGGCCUCGGGCUCAUUUGAAUGUCCGUGCAUCAACAACAGCUCAGAGGGAUUUGCCCAACUAAGAGAGAAGUUGCCGGAAUUCAACGUGAGCAAUGACUAUGGGCUUGAUGGUUGCAAGGCAUAUGAUGUAGGGCACCGCAAUCUUGGUUGCGCGCGAAAUGCGCUGAGUUUUUGCAGUAAAUCUUGGUGCUACGUGGACGUGAAGUUGUGCCGACAAAAUGACGAGAAAUGCAAAGAUGAGGGUGACAAGCCAGGUAGCCGGGCAUCUCCACACUGUCGCUCCAGACCGCAUGUUCGCAGCAACCCUUUGUCAGAUGUGACAGGGACAGAGGUAUUCUACAGUUACGAGACGUGCGGCAACAUCAACUCUUACUCAGACGACGACCUCUUCAAAGUACAUGCUGGAAAUGUGGUAGCUGGCGCAGUGUUGGCGUGGCCGCCAUGGGUCGUGCACGAGCAGGGCAUCGACGAAAAGCAGUCGGAGUUCAGGGGACCUGAAUACAACUUUUUUCAGCACGUCUUGAACUUGUUCGACCCAGACAUUUCCCUCAAUGUGACCCUUUCCGGUUAUACCAAUCAAUCGGUUGCUAUAACCAACGACACCAGUGGGGGCUACUCUGCUUGCGUGUACGAUGUGGCGGUGGGGAACUACGAUGUGUGCAUCGCGGAUCUGUGGAUAACUCCGGAGCGAAGGUUGCUCACCACAUUCUUGCCACCACUUCGAGAAGAUACUUUUUACCUCGUAGUGAAGAGAAAGCCAUCACAGGUUCACUUUUGGACACGUCUUCAUUCGCCCUUCAAGCCUUUCAGCUUCGGGGCGUGGGCAUCAGUUGCUGGCUUCCUGUUUGGCUUUGGCAUCCUCAUGUGGCUCACGAAAGAAAACGUCCGGGGCAAGUCGACUCGUCUGGGCAGCUUGUUUCGGAAGAACCGUUCAAUCACUGCGCAGAACUUGGAGAUGACAGGAGCUGCCUUUCAGGCGCUAUGUCGUAUUGAGUUUGAGACGUUGCACAGUUUCCUUUCUGGAGCGCCACAAAACUACGGGACCAGACUUUUCAGGAUGGCGUUCUCGUUUUUCAUCCUUGUGACGCUGGUCAGUUACACUGCAAGUUUGGCUUCCAUGCUGGUCAUUGUCCCUCCAGACACUGGUGAGUAUCAAAACAUCGACGAAGCUAUUGACAGACAUGCUCGCAUUUGUGUGCCUGACAUAGUGAAGCCGGCUUUUGAGGGAAUCUAUCCCGGAGCAAACUUUGUUGAAGGCCAGUUCAACAAACUUCAUCACAUGCUUGAACGGGGUGAGUGCACGGCUAUGGUUGUGACGCAGGACAUUUUUGAUCAGAUCCAAGGAGGCUUCUUGGGUGAGACUGACACUGCGAAUGAAACAGGCAAUGAAGCAGGUAGUGGUAACAUCAGUGGCCAGGAGACCAAAGGCAAUGCAUACUGUGAUCUAUUCAGAGUUGGCGAUGUACUUUAUACCCUCCCGGUGUCCUUCCCCAUAAGCCAACGUUUUGUGUACAUUCUGUCAUGGGCAGUCACCUACGCUCAAGAGGGUGGGUGGUUUGAGAAAGAGAUUGCGCAGCAUGCCGAUAUAUUUCCAGAAAGGCUAUGUGAUUUCCAAUCCACAAGGAAAGAAGGCACCGGCAUGGUUGCUGACGACGUUUUGGGUUGUUUCUUUAUCUCUUUGAUGUUCGUUGGAUUUGGCAUCGUGAUCAUGCUUGUGAUUUCCCGGGAAGCUGCAAUGGGAACAAUCAGCAAAGCUCGGAGCUUGGCUUGGAACAGAUCAAAUCGGAGCUUAGAUAGGGAAUGA